Molecule: messenger RNA, 3767 nt
Organism: Thalassophryne amazonica
Lineage: Eukaryota; Metazoa; Chordata; Actinopteri; Batrachoidiformes; Batrachoididae
Product: ral guanine nucleotide dissociation stimulator-like
Biological process (GO): Ras protein signal transduction; positive regulation of GTPase activity
Cellular component (GO): plasma membrane
Molecular function (GO): guanyl-nucleotide exchange factor activity
Source: RefSeq, a predicted model, not a curated record
CUCAUAGCAGUGCGUCAAAGGAAAACCACGUCCUGUGUCACGUUUGUUAUGGUUAGGACAGAAUAAUAUCCAGAAUGGAACCAGACGGACGACUUUUCAACAGAAACUCUUUCAAGCAACUCGAGGCAUCACAAAGACGUUUUCAUGUGUUGAAUCAUUGAUGUACUGAUCUACUCCCGGAUACUUGUUUUAACCUCUGCCAGCCAACAGACCGGCCCGAUCUCUGGAACAAACCGGAGACUUCUUCGGCUCGUGGUAACAGUGAAAGAUGGGGCAGUGGGUUUGGCUCAGAUUUGACCUGGAGCAUGAGCCUGAAGCAUGACUCGGAGUAGGAGAUGAGGGUCACGCUGCCCGGGCACGCAGGCAGUGCUGGAGGCAAGUGCUGGACGGGCAGGAUGAAGAAGCUGCUGAGACAAAGUCCCCAUGUGGACGUGCUUGUGGACACCGAGCCUGGUGUUUGUCUGAGGAGCUUCAACACACUAAACACUGACCAUCUGUGUGAGGACCCAGUGCAGGAGUGGGGGGAGGAGCAGGAAGAGGGAGCUGUGUUUGGAAUCACGCUCCACAGGGAGCCCGUCCUGCAGAACCAGGACCUGACAGAACUUCCCGCUGACGUCGGCUGUGUCCAUUACCAUACAGUGAAAGUACGCAGACUAAAGGCCGGGACUCUGGAACGACUUAUCACCCACCUGCUGGACAGUGAGAACCGCGAGGCUGACUUCAUACAUGUCUUCCUCGCCACAUAUCGGACCUUCACCACCACCAGCACCCUCAUCGAAUUGAUAUUUCAGAGAGAUGAUUCAGCCGCCAGCCUGGAUAACACUGUUUGCCCACGCAGCACUUUACUCCCGGUGAUCCAACUCUGGCUGGAGGAAUACAGUGAGGACUUCAGUGACCCCCCUCAGUACCAGGAUCUCCGACGACUGUGUUCCCAGUUGCGUCAGCACGUCAGUUUCAGGCGCUUAGCUCGAACUGCUGAGAACCUGCUGAAGAGGUUCCAGGAACAAGACGGCAGCCGAUCUGCAUCCGAGCAGCAUGCUGGCCAGGAAGGAGUAGGAGAAACGUUCAGCAAGCAGGAGGACAAACACAGCUUCAUGGACUUCUCUACCAGAGACUUGGCAGAGCAGCUGACCCGUGUGGAUGCUGAACUUUUCAUCAAAGUUGUGCCAUUCCACUGUCUGGGCUGUGUUUGGUCCCAACGUGACAAGAAAGAAAACCGCAACCUUGCUCCUACUGUCCGUGCCACCAUCUCCCAGUUCAAUGCCGUCACCAACCGUGUCAUCACGUCCCUCCUCUGCCCGUCAUCUUCCACCCCGACCACUUCCUCUCCCACCUUAUUGCCCACCUCGGCCUCUCCCUUCCACGACUCCUCCAAUGCCCCGAGCUCACCACGAUUCUCGCGCGGUGGCCACGUCCACAGGGCACACGUCAUCGAGAGGUGGAUAGCCAUUGCGCAGGAGUGCAGGCAGAUGAAGAACUUCUCCUCGUUGAGGGCGAUCCUUUCAGCUCUCCAGUCAAAUGCUGUGUAUCGCUUGAAGAAGACCUGGGCUGCUGUCAGCAGGGACUCUAUGACCACCUUUGGACACCUGUGUGAAACUUUCCCGGAUGAGAACAACGUGCUAACCAGCAGAGAUCUCCUGAGCAGCCCGUCUCCGGGUUCCAAGUCACCCAGACUCUGCUUGUCUCCAGGACAAACCAAUUUGAACAGCGGCGUGCCGUACCUGGGCACUUACCUGUCCUCCUCACCAUGCUGGGACACAGCUCUUACAGACACCGUGGAGGGGGGACCUGAUCAACUUGAAAAGCGCAGGCGGGAGUUUGAGAUUCUUUCCCAGAUCCGACAGCUUCCGGCUUCCUGUUCCCAUUACAGCUUCCAUAAAUCUCAGAUCACCACUUGGCUGCAAGCAUGCGCGCUGCUCACAGAUCAGGAGACUCUCUCGGGACUGGAGCCUCCGGUUGAUCCCUGUCCCAGCUCCCCCAUCCUGUGGAGCCAUCGUCUGCUCACCAAAAAGCUCACCUCCUUGCGAUCAGCCAGUGAGAGCUCAGCACGGAAAGCCCAUGUGGACCAGAUUAGCGUGUUCUCUGGAUCCAGCAGUUCAGACAUGGACGAUCUGUUGAUUCCUCUGCCCUCUCCCUUCCAGGUCAAACUGAAGUCUUUCUCAGGGUCUCUACAUAACGUUGCAGAGGACUUCACUUUGAGCUCCAUGUCCUCGACUCCUCUGUCCAGUGUCUCGUGCUGCUCCUCCGAUCCAGAUCUAAGCUCCGCCUCCUUGUUAAUGAGCGCCGAGUCGCCGUCUUCCAUUUGCUCUCCUCAAGCUAUGCUGCCCUUCUACAACAAGCAGGUCGCAGACUCGUGCAUCAUCCGGGUCAGUGUGGAGUCCGUCAGCAAUGGAAACGUCUACAAAAGCAUUCUGCUGACCAGUCAGGACCACACAGCCCAGGUGAUUCAGAGGGCUCUGGACAAACACUGCAUGGAGGGCAUCAGCUACCACGACUUCAGCCUCAGCCAGGUCAUCACCAAUGAAAAGAGCUGCAGAUCCCCGACAAAGCCAACGUGUUUUAUGCCAUGUGCACCACCGCCAACUAUGACUUUGUCCUGCGCCAGCGCUGGAGAAGGCACGCAAGGUCUUUGGGCUCCUCAAGCCCUGGAGCUCAGCACAAGAGAAACUAUACCAAGUGAAAGGUGUCGGACCUGCUGGACGUCAGCAGUUCAUGCAGAGAACAGGAAGUGCUCGUCAGUGGCUCAUCGCCGUGAUAUCAUCACUGUGCAGCUCAGAUUCUGAGACUCUAAUAAAAAAAGAUGAAUUCUCAGCAGAAAUCAGGACUUUGAGAAAUAAAUUUCUGCUGUCCACAUUUUUUCUUCAGAUGGACAGACGCACAUCACACUUUUUAUAAAUCCUGGUGAUUCUCAGACACCUGACUGUUUCAGGCAGUUACCGAUGUCUGGAGCCAGAACGCUGUGGACUUCUGGAUCUGGUUCUUGAAGUGGACGUUUGGGGUUCACAGAACGACGAUUCUGCUUGGGGUUUACAUGAAAAAUCUCUACGUUCUAGCGGUGUUACCUUCAUUGUAGGUGCGAGCAGCCUGUGGUCGUUCAGGUCAUCGGGUCACUAACAGCUGUUUCAUGAAGAUGCUUGAAGAUUCACACCAGAGACUGUCACUGUGGAGUCUUCAGCUGAAGACGUCCAGAUAGAAAAACACAGAGAUGCUUGGACCAGCGGACUCUGACGGACUUUUAAAGACUUGUUCGGCAAUUUUUGGACUUUUUCUGGAUCUGCUAUCUGAACUUCACGUGGAUCAGAGCUGAGUCGGAGCACUGAUGGCGGGACUCUUCUCAACCGGGUUUUAGAUGCUGUUAGAUGAGAUUAACUUUAUGAAUUUUAAAUACGUCACACAAAUGUUUGUAUAAUUUUAUUCUGGUAAAUUAUUUGAUGCAUUUCAGUGUUCAGUUUCAUAGUAACGCUGUGGUUAAGGGUUUGUUGUUGUUUUUGGGGGGGGUUUAUCAGUACCCUCAUGGAUCUUAUCGGCCAUUUUUCUGUUUCAGUCAAGUGUUUAUUUCUACAUUAAUAAUAAUUUUAUUUGUAUCGCACUUUUUCAAACAUCAAAGCACUGAUCAACAUAAACCCCCCAAAAUAACUAUAAUACAACAAAGCACAUGAAGAAUAAAACUAAUAAAUCUCAAAUUAGAAAGUAAAUUAAAAAAAAAAAAUCUGAACUUAGAAAGCUAAUAAAAAAAAAAGCCUCAAACACCCCUGUGCAGCUGUACA